Messenger RNA from Cricetulus griseus (Chinese hamster), 636 nucleotides. Lineage: Eukaryota; Metazoa; Chordata; Mammalia; Rodentia; Cricetidae. The record is from RefSeq and is a predicted model, not a curated record.
AUGGUCAGCGCCACAGGUACCCAGAACCUGUUGGAGGCCUAUGUCCAGGCUUGUGUGCCAGCCUUCAUCUACACCAGCACAACUGAAGUUGUGGGGCCCAACUCCUACAAGGACAUCGUCCUAAAUGGCAAUGAGGAAGAGCAACAUGAAACAAAAAAGUCUCAUUCAUACCCAUACAGCAAAAAGAUGGCUGAGGUGCCAGUGCUGGCAGCCAAUGGGUCCACCCUGAAAAAUGGUGACACUUUCCACACUUGUGCCUUAAGGCCUAUAUACAUCUAGGGGGAGAAAAGUCCAUUCAUUUCUAACACAAUGAUCAGGGCCCUCAAAAAUAAUGGUAUUUUGGAUAUUACUGGAAAAUUUUCCACAGCUAACCCAGUGUAUGUGAGUAAUGUGGCCUGGGCACACAUUCUGGCUGCCAGGGGCCUACAAGACCCCAAGAAGUCACCAAUCAUCCAAGGGCAGUUCUACUACAUCUCAGAUGACACCCCUCACCAAAGCUAUGAUGAUUUAAAUUAUGCCUUGAGCAAGAAAUGGGGCCUCCACCUUGAUUCUAGUUGGAGGCCUCCUUUGCCCCUGCUAUUCUGGCUCUGUUUUGUCUUGCCGACUGUGUCCUUUGUCUUACAGAAGCUUCUCAGU